Jaminaea rosea is the source of this 4538-nucleotide messenger RNA. RefSeq names its product ras GEF. The record is from RefSeq and is a predicted model, not a curated record. NCBI's taxonomy places the organism in Eukaryota, Fungi, Basidiomycota, Exobasidiomycetes, Microstromatales. The coding region runs from base 338 to 4495 and encodes 1385 amino acids. Gene Ontology annotation, cellular component: plasma membrane. Gene Ontology annotation, molecular function: guanyl-nucleotide exchange factor activity. The transcript is spliced from 2 exons. Gene Ontology annotation, biological process: positive regulation of GTPase activity; Ras protein signal transduction.
GUCGGCGGGCAUCAAUUGAGACUUGUCUCCAUCAUACCACCUCCUGCCUUGACACCGCCACAGACGGGCAUUCGAGCAUUGCAGUCAGAGCGCUCUCUUCGACUCUCACCAUCAUCUUGUGCCAAAUACCUUUCGCCUUGGCCGGCCCUGAUCAGCUUUCGUGGAGCAAAUUGGCAGCGGCGUCAGGAGAGGUCAGGGCACGCGACCAAUUGGUCAGAGGGCCCACACAUCAUCCUCACUCAGUCACGACGGCGACGACGACGACGACGGCAGCUAGUCGUCGCUGCUUAGACGCCCGACGCCCUCUGAUAGAUCUCGAAACGGGGCGCGCGCCAACAUGGCGUCGUCUUCGUCCGGUCCUCCAUCAUCGUCGCGAGAUGACCAGGCCAAAAAGGUCCGCCGACAACCAUCAGCGCUUGCCUUUUGGCAAUCAAGAUCCGCCGACGGGGCUUCCGGGGCGACUCAAAGCAACAAUAGUAGCAAUGUCAGCUCGGCCAGCCUAGCACCGCCGACAUCGGACGUGCGGCCACCUCGGCCGCUUCGGCCAGUGACUCACGACGUUGUCGUCGAAGGCGCAGCCCUGUCGUCGUCGACACUCCCCGCGACGCUCCCCGCUUCGUCCUCCUCAUCUGCUUCUUCUUCGGCUCCAUCCUCGCCGAGUCAAACGCCGAAAGAAUCUGUCGACACGACUCCCAAGCAGUCACAGACGACUCGCAAGCAGCGGCUGGUCAUGGACCUCAAGCGGAGGCGAGCAAAGCAGGCUCAGGGCGGCGGCGGCGGCGGCGGCGGCGGCGGCAGCGGUGGGGAGAGCAACGACGUAGCGUCGCCGACGAGGAGUGAUCGCAGUCGCAGCUCAGAAGACGAGUCUGGCGUGCACGACUCCAGUGAUCCCGCCGCGGACGAACGCCUAGGACAAUUGAUGGCCGGCAUGGGAUUGAACGAACAAACUCAGCCUAUCCAGACUGCACCUCCGCCGACCAUCCAUCAUCGACCAAGUCGAUCAUACCAAGGCGCCGAGUCUCCACGCAACCAUCGAGGUGCAGCAUCUUCGCUCUCAUACGAUUCGGGUGCUCGAGCGAGAUCUUCCUCAGAGACAGCCGGCAACGACUCCUUCUUUGACGUCGGCGACAUGGACGACGAUCCCGUCGACUUUGAACUGCCUGGCGUCGUCAACGCGCCACUGAGCAGGGCAUCCGCUACUGCAUCGUCUUCAACUCUUCGCCAGCAAUCGCACGAUAGCGCCGCAGAGCGUGUACCCAGCCCAGUCUCCAAGGACAGCGCUUACAUGACUUCCUUCCUGCCCUCGCCCCCGACAAAGACGACGGGGCCGACAGCGGAGACGACACAUCCACGCCGAACGAAUCCUUCGCGUCGAAGACAAAGUCUGCAUCUUCCGCCAUCGGGUCCGCUACCACCUACACCUCCUGCCAAGUCGGCCAACGACUCCAUCUCGCCCUCGUCCUCACUCGUAGCUAGCUCGAGCUUUGCGUCCGAGGUUUCGGGGACCACCUCCUCUGCUCGUACAGACGCAAGUGCAUCGUCGCCGGAGAGGCCAACAUUCAAGACGGCCGGAGCACCGGCGGCGGCGGCGGCAGCAGCAGCGACGCCAGCUGUGAGCCCAUCGCUGGCUCCUCCCACGUCUCUCGGCCCCAAUGGUACGAUUCGAGGCCGUCCACGCGGGGCUACCGUCGGCGCUAUGCCCAGCAGCAUCAACCCCCGCAGCUCGAGCUUCAUGGGUCGGCUGAGCAGCUCUACUCGUCCUCGCUCGCUCUUGUCGCACGAGCUCAUAUUACCUGGCGCCGAUGGCCUGCCAUCGUCUACGAGCUCGCCAGCGGACUUGCAUUCGAUUCAGGCGGCAGCUCCUUCCUCUGCAGGCGGCGAGUCUAGCGCUUCGAGAAGGACAUCGUACAGCGCCGGGCUGGAGAGCUCGAUGACCAGCCUGAGCGUGCCUCAGGUCGAGGGCAGCAGCCUCGGCGAUGCGACGACUUCAACAAGCUCCGCAACAUCGGAGGAGCGACGUCCAGCUUCGGGCCGCAGUCGGAGUGGGAGCACCGCGAGCGUUCUGUUACAGCAAGUCCAAUACCCACCGCGUAGCCAAGCCAGCUUUGUCAUUGCGGUCGUGGGCCACCGCGGGGCAGGCAAGUCGACGGUCAUCCGCAAAGGGCUGCGCCAGUUUGGCCUGAGCAAGCCGCAGGUGCUUUCGGAAAAGGUUACGUCCCACUACACGGUCUGCAUCGUCGACCACGAGCAGCGUACCAUCGAGGUGCUGGAAGUAGACACAUCUGUGCUCAUCAACGGACCCAGCAAGCGAUUCGCGUGGCCCCGCUUCCUCCCCAACAUCGACGCCGUCAUUCUAUGCUACGACGCAUCGCAGCUCUCGUCGUUCCGCGGAAUGUCUGAGCUGCUGGAGAACUUUGCGAUCAGCAACCUGAGCAUCGUGAUGUUGGCUUGCAAGUCGGACAUUGAGCCGAGGGGCAUCGAUCCGUUCUACGCGAGCGAUAUGGCGGGUGUAUACAACGUGGGUCUGGCGGAGUGCACCAUGGAGAGCGAGGAGGGGAAGAAGAGGAUGCGCGACUGCUUCUCGUACUUGGUGAAAGAGGUGGCCAAGGCGAGGGCGGGCAAGGGGAAACGAACGGAGCGAGUCGGCGCAGGGACACAGCCUGAGCGCGAGGAGCGCGAGCCGCAGACGGAGCGUGAGCCACAGACAGAGCGCGAGGCGCGCGAGGCACGCGAGGCACGCGAAGCACAGCCAUCGCAAGGAUCGCUGGCUCUUGAUGGUCGGCCGCGAGGUCCGCAGCAGGCGGAGGGUCCUCCCAACGUCCGCCACGCUAGCGACUCGACGACUCGCUCGGACGACGAUGCGGUUCAGCAGAGCAUCAAUCGCGCGCAGUUGGGCUUGCAGAGCGCCAAGUCGGCGGGCGGCUACGUGACGCUGGAGGAGCUUUGGGACAAGUUGUUCUUUGCUGCAGUGACGGGAACGGACGAGCGCUUCCUGCUCAUGUUCAUGGUCUUUUACAGAGGCUUCGUCCGGCCCAUCGAGCUGCUUCGCCAGAUGAUCUCGCGCUUCGACUCCCUCGCGCAACGAGAGCAAAAGGACAGCUUGAUUCGCUACUCCCUGCUGCGAUUGGCUGCCAUGCUAGGCGACUGGAUGCAAGACUACCCAGGCGACCUCUCGGGCCCAGAGACGUUGCCUCUACUCUGCGACUUCUUCGAGCGUCUCUGCGUCCACCCGAUGACAGCGCACAUUGCCCGCGAUCUGCGCCCGCUGCUCGAGGUGGUCAAGACGGCUCCUGAUCUGGAUGCGAUUUGGAGCAAGGAUCAGGACAGCUCGAAGCCCAAGAGCGUUGCGGCGGAUGUGCCGCCCAUCAAGCCUCACACAGAGUUGCGCGAUCGCUCUGCCUCGGAUGCGUCGCGCCCCUCGUUCAAUCGCGAUCGCAGCGGGAGCGAUGCGACGGCGAAUAGUGGGAGUGAUGCACCGCCGUCGUCCGCAUCAGGUCACAGCUUGUCGUCGGGCAGUAUGGCCGUCCCGGAUCGUCAUGACCCCCUCAACCAUCCUCUCCCUCCGCCGCCCAUCACCCCGCAACGUCAGAUGGCCACUCUGCGCGCAGUAAGCAACGCGCUCCUCGAUACCCCGGACGCGGCCAUCGCUUCGGAGCUCACCCGCGUGGAAUGGUACCUCUUCAUGGCCAUUCGCCCGCGCGACCUCCUGCGUCACAUCCUCGUGCCGCGAGAGCUGCGACGUGGGGUUGGAGGACGCGGCGCCGGCCCCGUCGCUCGCUCCAUCGAUCACUUCAACUACGUCUCUUACUGGGUAUGCUCGAUGGUCCUCGUGCAGCACCGCUCCAAGGGUCGUGCGAAGAUGAUUGACAAAUACAUGAACAUCGCAUCGAUCCUACGACACGACAACAACUACAAUACCCUUCAAGCCGUACUCGCAGGACUAGGGAAUGCGGCCGUCCACCGCCUCAAGCACUCCCCUCACCACCACAACGCCGAGCUCGCAAAGCCAUUUGCCAGUCUACAGAAGCUCAUGGGCGUCGGCUCCUCUUACCGCUCGUACCGCAUGGCCCUGGAGAAUAGCGAGGGCCGCACGAUUCCGUACCUGGGCGUGCACCUGCAGGACAUUCUCUCGAUGAGCGACGGGAACCCAUCCAAACGCGCGUCAGACGGGAUGAUCCACUGGCGCAAGUUCUCGCUCAUGGACGAAGCCGUCAUGGCCAUUGUGCAUUGCCAGCAGUGGGGCCAGAAGCCGCUGCCUGCCAAUCACGCCGUCGAGCGGCUGGUCAUGGAUCUGCCGGUGAUGGACGAGGAUGCGCUUUAUGAGAGGAGUUUGGAGGUGGAGCCGCGGGCGAGGGAGCUCGCGCCGGCAGGGGGAGGAAGCGUCGCGCGAGCAGGGGGUAAUGGCGGCGCCGCAUCGACGGAUGGGUCUAGUAGUGUAGCCUCUUCGCUCUCGGCGGCGCUGCCGGGGAGCAAGUACAUAUCGCGCGUCUUCUAGGCUCGAGAAGACGAGAAGAAUCAUGAUACCUUUUUGCGAUCGC